Messenger RNA from Physella acuta, 2991 nucleotides. Its product is annotated as myosin light chain kinase 2, skeletal/cardiac muscle-like. Gene Ontology annotation, biological process: positive regulation of apoptotic process; intracellular signal transduction; protein phosphorylation. Gene Ontology annotation, molecular function: ATP binding; protein serine/threonine kinase activity. Lineage: Eukaryota; Metazoa; Mollusca; Gastropoda; Physidae. Gene Ontology annotation, cellular component: nucleus. The record is from RefSeq and is a predicted model, not a curated record.
AAGUAGAAUCUGAAUCUAAGCUGAAACAAUCUUCCUGCGAUUUUACUUAAAAGACAACAAGUCUCCCGCUACUUGCAUUGUCUUAAUGAUCACCCAUGACAACAUCGAACUCAAGGAUAUCCCUCACCAUCUCCUAGAUACAACCUUCAAAGUUGGAUUCAUCACCCUUAUGCCAUCAACAGCCAACCCUACACCCAACCCCACCCAACCCUUAACGCCCGUCCGGCCAGCCCUGGAUUCCUUACAACCUGACCUCCUCCCAUCGCGGGGAAAAAAAAAUUCCACGGUCGACCUUGACCUCUGACCUGUUCGGUGAUGUUCAUGUAUGGCACGUUGGCAAGCGCCAACUUCAGCUUCGUGGGGGAGCUGGUCAAACGGUUAGAGACGUGCGAGAUCCGUGAGGAGAACAACAACGUUAGUCCCACCCCGGAUCACAACACCGGCAAGAGCAAAGAUCACAGCAAAGAUCACAGCGCCGGCAAGAGCAAAGAUCACAGCGCCGGGAAGAGCAAGUAUCUAGUCAACCACCGCAAGAAGAAGUACCUGCACGAAGGAUACAAUCGAGAUUUUCACGCGAGUCAGAGGAGGGAGUAUGACAAAAGGAAGGGCAAGGAUGUAAAUAACAGCCAGCGUAAAGACCUUAUCGUUAGUCUCAAUAAAGAUUGUAAUGGUGCGCAGAGUAAAGAUCCUAACGAUACACUAGGUAAAGAUCUUAACGAUGCACUAGGUAAAGAUCUUAACGAUGCACUAGGGAAAGACCUUAACGAUAGGCAGUGUAAAGAUCUCAACGUUAGCCACAGUAAAGAUCUUAACGACACACUAGGUAAAGAUCUUAACGAUACACAAGGCAAAGAUCUCAACGAUAGGCAGUGUAAAGAUCUUAACGGUAGCCACAGUAACAAUCUUAGUGAUAGCCACAGUAAAGGUCUUUACGAUAGCCAGAGUAAAGAUCUUCAAGAUAGACUGUGUAAAGAUCUUAACAAAAAAAUUCAUAAUUUAACUGACUACAAAAGCAAAGAUUUAAAAGUUAGCCAAAGUAAAGGAUUUAACAAAAAAUAUAUUAAAGCUCAUAGUGAAUGUAAAGAUCUUAUUAAUAGUCAAUGUAAAGAUAGCCAAUGUAAAGAUAGUACCGAGAGCCACUGUAAAGAUCUUAAAGGUAAACUGUGUAAAGAUCUUAUUGAUAGCCAGUGUAAGGAUCUUAAAAUCAGCGAAAUCCCUGACCACAUCGAUAGCACAAGCAAAGAUCUUAACGAAAGCCAGAUCAAAGAUCUUGACAGCAAUACCAAGGAUACAAACGACGGUCAGAGUAAAGAUCUUAACGACAGUAAGAGUAAAGAUCUUACAGAGAGUGAUAUCGAAACUCUCAACAACAGCAACAGCCAACCGCACAACGACAGCAGUGAAAAUAGUCAAAACAGCAGUACCAACGCAGACAACAGCAAAAUGGGACAUUCGUUACUUGCUUUCGCUGGUGUAUGUUUUUACAAGACAAAGUGUUUGCUGAAAACAGACGACGACAUGACGAGCGGAAGGGAAAAGGUUCGAGUCGACGAGAGCGAGCCCAGCUAUCAUGAGGAAGCGCCGUUUGAAAGACGCGAUGUGUUAGUGAAAAAAGACAAAUGGGUUACAGACUUCUACAAUGUGGAUUCUUUGCUGGGAAAAGGAAAAUUCGGGGAGGUCAAACGCUGUAAAGAGAGGCGAACAGGGAGACAACUCGCGGCCAAGUUUAUAGAGGUCAACGGGCCCCAGGACCGGAUGGACAUCAUGAACGAGGUGGAGAUCAUGAAAAGUUUGCAGCACCCCCGACUGUUGCAGCUGUACGACGCCUUUGAGAACAAACAGAGCUUUUGUCUCGUCAUAGAACUGGUCAAUGGGGGUGAGCUGUUCGAGCGAGUAAUCAACGACGAUUUUAUACUCACGGAGCGCGCGUGCGUCAUGUUCAUGAGACAGAUCUGCGACGGGGUUUCCUUCAUGCAUUCUCAGAGCAUCCUUCAUCUGGACAUGAAGCCUGAAAAUAUACUCUGUCUGACACGAGAAGGGAACAGGAUAAAAAUAAUCGACUUCGGCCUGGCCCGGAAGUACAGUCCAAAAGACGAUCUUAGGGUACUGUUUGGGACCCCAGAGUUCGUGGCCCCAGAGGUCGUGAACUUUGACCCGAUCUGCCCAGCGACAGACAUGUGGAGUGUUGGCGUCAUCUGCUAUGUGUUAUUAUCUGGCCUUUCCCCGUUCAUGGGCGAGUCAGAAACAGAAACCUUAUCAAACGUCACCAUGGCGAGAUGGGACUUCAAUGCUGAAGAGUUUGAAAACAUUUCCAGUGAGGCAAAAGAUUUCAUUACCAAACUUCUUGUUAAAGAUCCGAGAAAACGCUUGAAGGCAUCAGAGUGUCUGGAUCAUCAGUGGUUGAGAAGAUCUGUGAAAAGAGAAGGUAAUCUACUGGAAAGAUCUUUGUCCAAGAAAAGGCUCAGAAAGUUUGUAUACAGACGAAAGUGGCAGAAAGCAAUAAAUGCUAUGCUGGCAUUGAGGAGAAUGGGUGUGUCACUGUCUUAAUCAAAAUGGACCAACCAUUCAAAUAUGUAUGGAUGUCAAAUAAGCGCCUUCUUAAGAAUAUUCCUGAACAUCACACCAUGUCACGUGACUGACAAUCACAUGACACCAUGUCAUGUGACUGAUAAUCACAUGACACAACAUACAUGUCCCACAUGAAAGCCUCUACUAUUGUCUAGACUGUUGGUACAACUCAUCCAGUCAGGUCAGAAUAUGACUUGUACGCACAAAGUUCCAAUUGAACCAGUUUGUCGAAAUGGGUUCCAUAAUAUUAUUUAAUAAUUUUGAUGUGAAAUUUGCAUGAAUUUUGUAUACCAACAGGUGAAUUUUAAAAGUUUUUCACUUUUUUUGUUAGCAUGCUCAUCAUGCUUUUUAUUUAAAUUUUUUUUUGAGUUGUGCCUUGAUUGAAGCAAUAAAAUUUUCAUUUAAAUUUGCAAAAGUUUGGAU